Molecule: messenger RNA, 567 nt
Organism: Aspergillus eucalypticola CBS 122712
Lineage: Eukaryota; Fungi; Ascomycota; Eurotiomycetes; Eurotiales; Aspergillaceae
Exons: 1
Coding region: 139-441 (100 amino acids)
Source: RefSeq, a predicted model, not a curated record
CACUCUCGGGCCAUUUAUCUCCAACCAGCCUUGUCAGCAACCGGACCCUGCAACACCAAGUGAUGACGACAAGACUCGCGAGCAUACGAGUUUCAUGUGCAAGUUCGGGUAUUGCUCAUCAACCAACCCAAUUGCAGCAUGGAUCGCACGAUCCCCACCGAUGUCAAUGCGUUGUUCGGAAACCUUGGAUUCCAUUCGCACAUGGGGUUCAACAAUUACUUAAUCGUUUUUAUUUCCUUUUCCAGUCCUGUGUACCAUCUUGAUUGUUAUCAUCCACAUUUGGGAUUUGAGCUUUAUCUGAAAUCGACGGCAUGUAUAAUAGACUUAAUAUACCCAGCGGCAUUUCGCAUUCUUGGCUGCGCUUUGACAUUGCUAAUGAGACUAUCAAAUUCUUUGACCAUUCACUUCCUAUCUUGCAAUCUUAAACAACGCAUACUGUAGUACUGUAAGCAUCUCAUGAUAACUGCAUUGCAGCAUUGCAUGGUGCAUUGCUUGAGUAACCUGUGUGACCGCGGGGAACUCCCCCUCCCUAAAGAAGAUCGACAGGAAGCACACACAGACAGCAGC